Molecule: messenger RNA, 969 nt
Organism: Juglans regia (Persian walnut)
Lineage: Eukaryota; Viridiplantae; Streptophyta; Magnoliopsida; Fagales; Juglandaceae
Product: protein FAR1-RELATED SEQUENCE 5-like
Exons: 3
Coding region: 1-969 (322 amino acids)
Biological process (GO): regulation of DNA-templated transcription
Molecular function (GO): zinc ion binding
Source: RefSeq, a predicted model, not a curated record
AUGCCCUUUGCACCAUUUGUCGGUGUAAAUCACCAUGGGCAGUCGAUUCUUUUGGGAGCUGGGUUGAUUUCCAGUGAGGACACGGGGACAUUUACAUGGCUAUUUCAAACCUGGUUGCAGUGUAUGGACGGUAUAGCUCCAAAGGCUAUUAUUACUGAUCAAGACAGAGCAAUGAAAAAUGCAAUUGCUACCAAAGUCCCUGAGAAGCUUGGGUCGUAUGCUGCGUACAGAAGUGGGCUAAAAACUCAACUGAUGAAAUGUGUGUACGACACACAAACUAUUGAGGAGUUUGAGAAAUGUUGGGCUGGGUUUAUUAACACAUACGACUUACAUGAGAAUGUGUGGUUGAAAAGUUUAUAUGUGGAGCGUGAGUAUUGGGUACCGGUAUUCCUGAAAGAGCACUUUUGGGCUGGAAUGAGUACAACCCAGCGCAGCGAGAGUAUGAAUGCUUUUUUUGACGGUUAUGUUCACUCGAAGACAAACUUGAAGGAGUUUGUCGACCAGUUUGAUAGUGCGUUGAGGAAGAAAAUUGAGAAUGAAAACCAUGCGGAAUUCCAGUCAUUUAGCCAGGUCAUUCCCUGCAUAUCUAGAUCUCCAAUCGAAAAGAAAUUUCAAGAGUUGUACACUAACGCUAAAUUUAGGGAAGUUCAGCAGCAAGUAAUUGGUCUGCUCGAUUUGGAUCCAUCUCUACUUACAUCGGACGGUGUAAUGAAGAGUUAUUUGCUAGAAGAUGAAGUUCGUAUUGAGGAGUUCACUAAACCAGUGACAUUUUUAGUGGACUUUAAUGAGGAAGACUGCAGUGCUAAGUGUUCAUGUGGGUUAUUUCAGAUGAGAGGGAUACUGUGUAGGCAUAUUUUGGCCGUAUUCAAGUGUAACGGUAUAAAAUCAUUGCCAGACCGGUACAUCUUGGACCGAUGGAGAAAGGACAUCAAGAGGAGAUGCAAAGAAGAGGAUACAGGAGAUGACUGA